AUAUAUUUUUAUUGUUACUAUUACAGGGAAUAAUAUACGUUGUCCUACAAAUAGAGGAUCGGUGGACAGUUUUCCACAUCUUUUUCAAAGUAUCCAGGACAACAUGAACUCUCUCGUACUUUUCCUCGGAGUCACCCUUUUAGCUUUAUGUGAAGCUCGUCCAGCUGUGCAUAAAGUCACUGGAAAACUUGUAACUCACGUUCAUAAAUUUAAAGAAGAAGUAUUACCAACACCUAAAGAUGGACUUGGCUUAAAAACUAAUUGCGAGCAGGGAGCUUUAGUUGGAGUUGGCCGAGGAUUGGAACGAGGCAUUUCAGGAAUUAUCAAUAAUGCUGCCGGUGUAGUAAGCGAUGUCACGGCACAUGGAAAUCUCUUGGGAAUCGUAGGUGGUGCUGUUGAUCAUGUUGGACAUGCUGCUCAAGGCUUAGUUGACAAUGUGGAUCAUGGACUUGGAAAUGGAAUACAAGCUCUUGCUUGCGGAGUUGGAAAAAUUGCUGAUGAGGUUGCUUCAGCAGGUAAAUAGUUUGGAUUAUUUAAUGUAAAAUUUUUCACUCAUAUUGAAUCUUAUUUUCAAUGUGAUACGUUUUAAAACAUGCCACUUCAUGUCUUAUGUUUCAAAUUAGAUCAUAUUACAUUAUAAAAUACAUGACAAUUUUUUUCCAGUACAAACUAGUAAUUAUAUUUUACAUUAUUAUAUAUAAAUGAAUGUAGAAAUUCUUAAUAAUGCAUUAUACUUACACAAAACAUCAAUUUACUUGUUAUUUUGAACUUACAAUCACGUUUUUGAUAUAUUUUUAUAUCAGGUGGUGAGUAUAUCUCUGACGUUUAGUGUAAAAGAGUUUUCUUAUUAUAGUUCCUGAAAUUGCUGUACUGAUUUAAAAUAUAUAUAUACGUAAUAAAAAUGUUGUUUACACUUUUACCUUUUUAGAUCUCCUUGGAGGAGCUGCCGAUGUAGUUGGUACGGCAGUAACAAGUGUUGCAAGUACACUCGGCGAUGUUGUUGGAGGCGCUGUCGGAGGAGUUGCUUCUGUUAUAAGCCAAGCUGUUGGUAUAAUUGCGGACUUGUAAGCACGAUAUAUGAUUUGAGAACUUGCUCAAGACAUUCAACGACGGCGAGAAGCAUUCUAAUAAAAACUGGAUUUAAUGUAAAACAUCAACUACUAUAAUAAAUACAUAUGUGUUCCUUA
This is a messenger RNA of Parasteatoda tepidariorum (common house spider), 1187 nucleotides long. The record is from RefSeq and is a predicted model, not a curated record. Lineage: Eukaryota; Metazoa; Arthropoda; Arachnida; Araneae; Theridiidae.